AUGCCUACUGUUGAUCCAAAACCACGUCAUCGACCAUUUCGUCGAGUACUUUAUCGUGAAGAUUCAAAAGACUCAACGUUCACACAAGAUGUAUCACCACGAAGUGAUGGAUAUUUGUUAACAAAAUUAAACAAAAAACAUAAUCGUCAAAUCAUAGAAAAUAAUCAUAAAAUGCUAAUGACAAAUGGUAGUAGACGAUUAUUAAUGAAAGAAGGUAUUCUUUAUAAGAAACCUGCUGAAAGUAUUAAAUAUGUUAAACGUAUUCGAAAUGAUCCAAUGGCACGUUAUUUAUUUGUUAUGCAACAAUAUUUUACUCCAAAUAUGAGCGCUCUUUCUCAUUAUGAAAAUCAAAAUAUAUCGUAA
Rotaria sp. Silwood2 is the source of this 363-nucleotide messenger RNA. The record is from the annotation of a GenBank genome assembly. Lineage: Eukaryota; Metazoa; Rotifera; Eurotatoria; Philodinida; Philodinidae.